AUGUCGAUCAUCGAUGGCUCUCGCCCAAAGCCGAAACACCUACAAAACGACUUCAAAAUCCUGAAGAAAAUUUACAAAUACUCCGCCUUCAUCGGCCUCGCCCCUGACCUGAACAAGAAGAGCUUACCCGUAUUCCGCACCCUCAUCAUGUGCCUGGUCAUCACCGUGUGCUUCGCCUUCACCAUCUACUUCUCGGUGAAGGAGGUCUCCUCGUUGCUGACGCUGGUGUACUUUUCCUCGAAAAUAUUCGGAGCCGUCUUCGCCAUAAGCUGCAUUUUCAAUCCCAACGUCGUCUACAGGAAGAAGUGGAUCUUGUUCGUGAAGCGCUUGACCAGGCUCGAGUCCGCUGUGGCAGGAAUGAUGUUCGAACCGACGCCUUGGUUGUGGGUUGAAAUAGGCACUUCGAUCGCCAUCGUAUUCGCCUUCGCUGCUUACAACGUCCGCAUAAUAUCUUCUAAUUUGGUCAUUUACCAAACAGACAGUAACUACCUGAGGUUUGUGAUCUACUUUUACACCGUGGGGUUCUUCGUUUUGUUCUAUUCCACGGUGAUUUUUUUGAAGAGCAGAUACGCCUUCGUGCUGAAUUACCUGUAUGUGGAAGUACUCGGCAGGAAAAUAGUAACGGUUUGUUACGAAAUAUGCGAAGAAGAAACUGAUAAAUAUAUGAGAGAGGAAUUGUUCGAAGUGGCUUCGUUGGCUGAGCAUUUGAGACCUCGCUUCGACGCUGCAGGAUUUUUUCCGUUCAAUCAAAAUUGCUUGAUCAUGAUAUUCUCGUCUGUUAUUAAUUAUUUGGUCAUUAUUAUUGAAUUCGAUGUGACGGUUAAGUAG
This is a messenger RNA of Phyllotreta striolata, 828 nucleotides long. NCBI's taxonomy places the organism in Eukaryota, Metazoa, Arthropoda, Insecta, Coleoptera, Chrysomelidae. The record is from the annotation of a GenBank genome assembly.